Molecule: messenger RNA, 6122 nt
Organism: Rhincodon typus (whale shark)
Lineage: Eukaryota; Metazoa; Chordata; Chondrichthyes; Orectolobiformes; Rhincodontidae
Gene: anks1b
Product: ankyrin repeat and sterile alpha motif domain containing 1B
Exons: 24
Coding region: 244-3903 (1219 amino acids)
Cellular component (GO): cytosol
Molecular function (GO): protein binding
Source: RefSeq, a predicted model, not a curated record
GCUGGAGCUAGAGGGGGAGAGCGGGAGGAUCCGGCUCACACAGCCAGAGCCGGGUCCCCUCUUACCCUCCGUAUGCCAGGCUAGCCCUCCCCCCUCGCCGCUUUGGAGUGCAGCCUGUAUAUAUUUUACUGAGCGGCGCUCUCCGGAGAUGAUGCUCGGCUCUUGACGCCGCUGAACACGCGUUGCUGACUGGAAUUUGUGCUAUUUAAUCCUCUCACCCCUCCCACCUUCCUUUCUUGUUGUAUGAUGGGGAAAGAGCAGGAACUUCUGGACGCAGCUCGGAUUGGGAAUGUAGCGGUGGUGGAAAAAUUGCUAAGUGGCAAAAAAGGAUUAUUAGGAAGUGGAUCGAGCUCCAUCCCACUGUCCAGCCUGCUGAGCAUUUGGCGAGGGCCCAACGUCAACUGUACAGACACUUCUGGUUAUACAGCCUUACAUCAUGCUGCUUUGAAUGGACACAAGGAUGUUGUUCUGAAGCUCCUUCAGUAUGAAGCCUCCACCAAUGUGGCAGAUAACAAGGGUUGCUUUCCACUCCAUUUGGCUGCUUGGAAGGGCGACAUGGAUAUUGUGAAAAUUCUAAUCCACCAUGGGCCAUCCCAUUCCCGAGUGAAUGAGCAGAACAAUGAGAAUGAAACUGCGUUGCAUUGUGCAGCACAGUAUGGACACUCGGAGGUGGUCGCCGUCCUUUUGGAGGAACUGACUGAUCCCACUAUAAGGAACAACAAGUUUGAAACCCCCCUUGACUUAGCUGCACUCUAUGGCCGCUUGCAGGUGGUCAAGAUGUUAAUAAACGCGCAUCCCAAUUUGAUGAGCUGCAAUACCAAAAAGCACACUCCUUUACAUCUUGCUGCACGCAAUGGACACAAGGCUGUGGUCCAGGUUUUGUUGGAGGCCGGCAUGGAUGUGAACUGUCAGACAGAGAAGGGGAGUGCCCUGCAUGAAGCUGCUUUGUUUGGAAAGCUGGAUGUUGUCCGAAUUCUACUAGAAGCAGGAAUUGAUGCGAGUAUUAAGGACACCCAAGAAUGGACUGCGUUAGACAUUCUGAAAGAUCACCCAUCCCAGAAAUCACAACAAAUCACUGCUCUCAUACAAGAUUACAUGUCGCAAAAGAUGGACAUAAAGGGAACAGAAGAACCAGGCAAGCUAUGUCCAGUUCCAACCCCUCGGCCCUCAAUUUCAUCACCUGCUGCCUCACCUUCUCAUAAAGUCAAAGGUGAAGCACUAACUGGGGAGCUGUCAAAGCUUUUGUUGGAAAUCCGAGAGAACCAGGAUAAAGAUUUUGAUGAUCUGUGCCAAGCAGUGUCCUCGUGCUCCAUGGACAGUUUUACCAGUACAAAGGUUUCUGAUGAUGAUGUUGCCAAGUGUGAAAACCAGCCAAAACAUUCCAAGCGAGACCGUCUAUCUCCUCCAGUGGACACACACCAGAUAGAGGAGGAAGAAGGAGAGAAAAGCUGUGGACCCACGAGACUAUGGGAAGCAUUCAGUCCCUGCAAUGGCUGCCGACCUCUUGGCUUCCCAAUUUUGACACAGGAAUCAGAAACAAAGGCAGAUGACCAGACUCUGGACAUUAGGCUGUCUCCAUCCCUAGACAGUUUCCCUCCAGAAGAGGAGAACAGUCCUUAUGAAUUCCUGGCUGUCACAAAGAAACCCCGUUCACUGGAAAUAUCCAGAGUGUCUUCAGGAAUAACAGAGGUUGCCCCACAAGUAACCGUUACAGCACCAGAAGGUAAUCACCACAGGAAAAGUACAGGUCCCACCCCGGAUUGCUCACCACCGUCCCCAGAUACAGCACUGAAAAAUAUCGAGAAAGUUAUCCGACCUCAGCCUAAGCAACGAACUUCACUGAUUUCCUCGCAGGAGGUAUACAGGCCAAGUCAUGUGUACGAUCAGUCAGAGGUCAGUUCAUCUGUAGGCUAUGCCAGUGUUAAUACUACACCUCCUAUUAGCCCCGCCAACUACUCCAUCGGAUCGAUAGAAGGAAGUGACCUCAUAGAGGAGAGUCUUUGCCAACGUGAAGCCUCUGCGGAAGAGGAACUCCAUGAUGGACACAUCCCUGAGCAGUUUGCAGGUUUGCUACAUGGCUCAUCCCCAGCCUGUGAGUCUCCAGAGAACCCUUAUCAUCUGUACACAAAAGCAAAUAAGGAGUUCAGCAGUGACAAUGCCUUGAGAAUCAAAGGGACAACCCGGGAGCCAAAUUUAAUUAAAGCAAAUUCACUACAAUGCACAGAUGAAACAAAUGAGGCACAGCGGCUGCAAGCUGUCAGUGAUGCAUCAAUAUUAAACAGAGACAGCAAACCACAAGUUCUUUAUAAAACCAUUUUACACACGAAAGUGAACCAGAAUGACAGUGAUACAUUAGUCAAUUCCAGAACUUUUCGGAAUAAUGAUCGCUGGAUAAGCAGCACAGGAGAAAAGCUUGGUUUUGAGGAUAGGGCAUGCACUUUAGGAAGGGUAAGAUCAGGAGGAAAGACCCUUCUUGAGUUACAAUUAGCCAGAAACAUUUCAAAGUCAGACUCCAACCUUAUUACUUGCUCACCUAUUGAGGAAGAAUCGAGGAGCAGUCGCUGUGAGUCUGUAACAAACUAUUUUAAAGAAAGCAAGCAGUGCACCGGAAAAUGCCUGGAACGUACACCUUCUUUCACAGCUGAAUGGGAAGAGAUUGAUAAAAUCAUGAGCUCCAUAGGAGCUGGAAUCAAUACAGGCCUGAAAGGAAAGCACGAUGAUGUUUCAGGACCCAGAGUUGUAUUUCAGACUGUGGGACGGUGGCUGGAGAGCAUAGGACUUCCGCAGUAUGAAAACCACCUGCUGGCAAAUGGAUUUGACAACAUCCAGUUCAUGGGAAGCAAUGUUGUGGAAGACCAGGAUUUGUUGGAGAUUGGCAUCCUUAAUUCUUCACAUAGACAGCGAAUUUUACAAGCUGUUCGUGGCCUUCCUCGGGUUAAAGUUAUUGGUUAUGAUACAAACAGUCCAACAUCUGUUGCAGACUGGUUAGAUUCUUUAGAGCUGAACGACUAUAUCAAGACCUUUCUGGCAAAUGGUUACACAUCAAUGGACCUCGUGAAAAAGCUUUGGGAAAUCGAACUCAUUAAUGUGUUGAAAAUUAACCUUCUGGGUCACAGAAAACGAAUCUUAGCAUCACUUGGAGACAGACUUCACGACGAGCCUCCUCAGAAGCCUCCGAGGACAAUUACUUUGAGGCAGGCAGAAUGGAGUGAGCCUUCAAUCACUCUACGGCCUCCAAAUGAAGCCACGUCAUCCACGCCUGUACAGUAUUGGCAACAUCAUCCUGAAAAACUGAUCUUUCAGUCCUGUGACUAUGAAGCAUAUUAUUUAGGAUCUAUGCUGGUGAAGGAAUUGCGAGGAACAGAGUCAACGCAGGAUGCCUGCUCUAAGAUGCGGGCUUCAGAGCAAAUGAAGAAGAUUCCUACAAUUAUACUUUCAAUCUCAUACAAAGGUGUAAAGUUCAUCGAUGCUGCAAACAAGAAUAUCAUCACAGAACAUGAAAUUCGGAACAUUUCUUGCGCUGCUCAAGACCCUGAGGAUCUUUCUACUUUUGCUUACAUCACCAAAGACUUAAAGUCAAGUUACCACUACUGUCAUGUAUUCAGCGCGUUUGAUGUGAAUUUAGCCUAUGAGAUAAUUUUAACACUGGGACAAGCUUUCGAAGUGGCUUAUCAGUUGGCCCUACAAGCCAGGAAAGGUGGCCAUGGCCCUCCAACAAUGCAAGAUAGCCUUGAAAGUAAAGCUGGCAAACCCAUUCCAAAGCCGCGAGCAAGUAUCCGGAAAUCUGUGAUCGAUCAACCUCUUCUGGAACAAAAGACUCAUCCUAAUGUACCUUGGAUUGUGGAACCUGUCCAAGAAUCAAAAAGGGCGAUGAGCACUAAGUAUGAGACCACGAUAUUCUAAACGCUAUGUCUCAUUCUCCUCUGUCUGUGCCUUCGCACUCUUUUGAGCAAUCACUGCAAGCAGCACAUUUUGUCUCCUCUGGUGACCUCUGACCCAGUGGAGAGGAAAACUGCACUCGCUGAGUGACCUUUACACAAUUACUGUCAUCACUGCAUGAAGCUGCUCUUUUUCCUUGACAUUCCUCUCACUGUAGCAACAGGAAUGACACUGACACAUAACAACUGUCUUUAGACUUAUUUAAAACCAGUCCAUCAGAAGGAUUUAAGCUGAUGCAGUUUCAAGAGUUUUUUCGUGGUCUUGAUGUAACUUUGCUCUUCAAAUUUUUUUGGGUCAUUGCGAUUUAGAAGAAAUCAGUGGACUCUAACUCUCAAGCUCUCUUCUGCCCAUCUGAUAACUUGAAUGCUGCUAAAAGCUGAUAACAAGUCUAAGCAUUUUUUUUAAAAAUCCCUUUUGGACUAACACUUUUUAACAAAAAUUCUGCAAUUUAUGUAUUGCAGCCAUGGGAUGUUGUUUGGAAAAAAAAGCUAAGCUGAGAUAUUUCAAUAACUGCUUUUGUUUUGAAAUUACUGCUCUGUUUUAGUGGUUUGCUAAUGCUUUAGGCAAUUGUUGUGAAGUUCACUAUUGUUUUACUGGAAAUUUCACAACUUAUCAAUAUUCAAUCAGACGAAUACCUUCAAAGGUUCUCUCACCCUUAUUUCAAACACUGAUCUGCACUGAAAAGAAUUUUAUCAUUUUUUUUCUUUGGUAAUGUGGUACGGCAAGUGUUAGUAUGAGGAUAUUUUUAUUUAUUGUUUUUUCAGGUAAGCAGUAGUGAUUUUUAUGACAUCUUGCUCUUAAAAUGUGAAAGAAUGAAGAAUGUUUUAAAAGACAGAAACAAAUAUCAGGACUUUUACACUUGAAACCAAUGUUCAGUCUUAUUUCUAAACAGUAUUCAGAAUAGUUAUCUAAUUUUAAAACAUUUUGACAAAUGGCAAUUGAGGGGCUUAAAGGAAGUGAAAUCCCAAAUUUUAAAAACAAUUUUCUCUAUGACUUGGGGGGAUAAAGUCAUCCAUCAUUCCAAUGUAGCCUAUUGCAAAGUUAGUGAGGUCCUUUGUGCUGUAGAAGAAGGCGUUAAUUUCUGCAAACCAACAGCAUUACAUUGCAGGUGGAGGCACACUGCAUAUUCUAUACAAUGCACUGACAACGGAUACGUUAGCAAUCCAAGUAACAGUGCUGGAUGCAGAAGAGGUUGCCUUUUCAGAUUUAAAACACAAACGUAGCUAUUUCAGAAAAUAUAUUGUCUGCACGUGUGAUUGUGAGAUUUAAAUGAAACAUGGCACAAUGAAUAUAUUUUUGUUCUAUAGUACAAAACACAAAAUUUCACGAAUAGUGACUUGCUCGGCAGUGUGAUGCAUCUUCCGUUUGAGGCAAAGACUAAGAUCUGUGACUGAUUUCUUCAAAACAAUGCAGCACAUGACAUUUUUUUUUGAACUAAACCUGUGAAACCACAAUCAACUAAUUUACUACCUGAAGCGGUCAAUGUUUAUUGAAUAUGAGAAUCAUCAUGUUUCUCAAUUGUUUGCAAAAAAAAAAAUGCAGCUGCGUAUAAUACAGCUAUGCUGCACUGCCAAUUGAAACCACGUUGAGCUAGAAUUCAACUGUGAUGUGAAUAGGCAGCAUUGUAAAGAAUGGUGAUGAUAACAGUUAUUAUGGCACCAUCUAUUUGAAACAAAAUUCUAUUGUGAAUCAAUUUAAUGUUUAUUUUAGAAUCCUUAUUGAACUUGUGUAAUAAUGGUCUUAAGUUGUUUCAAUGUUACAUUAUUUUUAUAUGAUAUAGAAACUAAGCUGGGCUUACUGAUAAAGGUCACCCAAAUAUAAAUUAAGGGAUGACUAUUAGAGCUUGGAUUGUAAUUGAUAAUCAAAUGUAUAUUGUAUGGUUGGACUGAAUUUUAGUUCAAUUCAAUGUUAAUCUUUUAAUACGGUAUUAUAGUACUUGAACAAUGCGGUUUCCUUGUACAUAUUUUGCCUAUUCACUGUUGAUACAUGUAUGUAGUAACUUGGCAGUUUAAAAACAAACACUGUAAACAUGGUACCAAAAUGAAAAUGUAUGGGGAUAAAAUAGUGGCCUCGCUGCAACUAAUCAUUGUAUAUAUGCUUGGGCUUCCAGUUACAAAUUUUGUAAUAUUGUCAUUAUUUAUAUCCUGCAGAAGCACAUUAAAUAAACAGGAUGUAUAAACAUA